Molecule: messenger RNA, 4307 nt
Organism: Dermacentor silvarum
Lineage: Eukaryota; Metazoa; Arthropoda; Arachnida; Ixodida; Ixodidae
Exons: 8
Coding region: 1-2799 (932 amino acids)
Source: RefSeq, a predicted model, not a curated record
AUGUGGGUCGCAACGCUGAUGUGGACGGGUCAACGGCCUGAGCACCCCCUCGUUGAGCAGAGCGAAAGCGCCUUUCACAAUGCCCUCGCCCUCGCCAUGAGCGAAAUGCCCGCGGGCACUUGCGACUUGGAAGCGGGAGACCUCGGCAGCUAUAACACGUCUCCCAAUUUCUGCUCCGUUCCCGGCAGUGACAAUUCGGUCGCGGUUUACCUGCACAGCAAGGGGAUCCUUAAGGUCGUGAACGACAACAGCGCAGUGUGCGAGGUGCAGGAGCCAGAGGGAUGCAGGAAUGUGGAGUUCUUCACUUUCUACAGGAACAACGUGCCCCACGUAGGUCACCUCAAGAACGUCCUCCGAGAAAACGACGUCGUUCAGAUUGACUACAUGGUCGGCACGGUUGGCGGGAGGGAGGAGGUGUGCUGCCGUCUCGUGUGGCAGGGCAAAAAGCCUUCAGACGUGCGCCAGACCAGUCCUGCAGAGUUUGGCCUGCUGCUGAAGGCCAGGACAGCGCAGGAAAAGGUCCUUCCAGCACCUGUGUACCACAGUCACGCGGCAGAGGACAGAGAAGGCCAAGCAGUGUUCCAAGCUCUAACCUUGCUGCUGUCCAGAAAUUGGGAACUAGCAGUCUGUCUCCAGGACCCAGUUGCUCCAAAUGGCCAUCGGCAGAUUCGCUUGGAAAGAGACUGGCUGACAAGCAAGAUGGCUACCCCGUACGGCAAAACCACUACAGCUCGGCACCCCCCGGAGCCUACCGUCUACGUCUUCUUGGGCAGGAAGGGCACAGUGAUGCAAGUCUGUGACUCUGCCGCCAUGGUGGAAGCCAGAGAGGGGCAGUCCAUCCGGGAGGUGACAGUCACCGCAGACUGCUUCUACAGGGAAGGCAGGACUGUCUUGACCAACCUCAACCGAGUUCUCCACAAGGGAGAAAUCGUCAACAUCGACUACAUGGUUGGCAGAAUGGGCUGCAAAGACAGCAUCCAUUGCAACCUGGCCUGGCAGGGCCGCAAGCCUCAGAGAGUGCCGUGCCUUAGCCCGGACGAGUUUAAGGAGAAGAUAAUCGCUCGUGGAUCAGGCAGCACUUUCAUCGAUGACCUGCAGAGCACUUCUCAAGAGCUGGAUAACCCCUGCAAGGAUGCUCCAAGGGGUCCGGCGAAGUACUCGCCGUCACAAGCUCACACCCGCCCGCAGAUGGAAGUGCACCAGCCACCUCCACAGGCAUCCGAACCAGGUUCCAGGAAUCCAAGCCAGGUGUCCAUACCGUCAACAGGUGAAACCAGCGCCAAGGAAGACUGGGAGUUGAUUGCAAAAAUGGUCGACCAGAUCAACGACCUCGUGAAAACGCAAAUUCAAACCACGUUACACGAGGUGGUCCCCAAAGUCAUAGAAUAUUUAUUGGACUCCCAACAAGUGAUGAUCAAGGCCCACAGCGCUCCAUUUCUGCAAGGUGAGGGAGACGGCGGCUCUGUUGCGGAACCAUCCGGAAGGCAGUACAGUUUGGUGUCCGGCGCAGCUGGUAGUUCCACUUGGCAGCCCCCAAGUGCGUCGCAGCAGCGAAGUGUUACCGCUGGCCCAUCUCCUGGAGCAUCACAGACGUCCUGGGGCGAGGCCGUGGGGCAGUUUGGAAAACAGACACUGCCAAGAUUCAUGAGCAAUUUCCCUUCCGUUCUGCAAAAGGUGCAGCCAGUGACUGUCACUUCCCCUCGGCAGCCCUCAAAUGCAUUGCAGCAGCCAAGAGUUCCUGCAGACCUACCUCGUCAAGCAUCACAGAUGUCCUGGGGUGUGGCCAGAGGACAGUUCGAACAGCCACUGUCAAGCUUCAGCAGCAGUCCGGCUUCCAUUCCAUCAGAGGUGCAGCCAGUGACUGUCACUUCCCCUCGGCAGCCCUCAAAUGCAUGGCAGCAGCAAAGAGUUGCUGCAGACCUACCUCGUCAAGCAUCACAGAUGUCCUGGGGUGUGGCCAGGGGACAGUUCGGACAGCCACUGUCAAGCUUCGACAGCAGUUUGGCUUCCAUUCCAUCAGAGGUGCAGCCAGUGACUGUCACUUCCCCUCGGCAGCCCUCAAAUGCAUGGCAGCAGCAAAGAGUUGCUGCAGACCUACCUCGUCAAGCAUCACAGAUGUCCCAGGGUGUGGCCAGAGGACUGUUCGGACAGCCACUGUCAAGCUUCAGCAGCAGUCCGGCUUCCAUUCCAUCAGAGGUGCAGCCAGUGACCGUCACUUCCCCUUGGCAGCCCUCAAAUGCAUGGCAGCAGCAAAGAGUUGCUGCAGACCUACCUCGUCAAGCGUCACAGAUGUCCUGGGGUGUGGCCAGGGGACAGUUCGGACAGCCACUGUCAAGCUUCAGCAGCAGUCCGGCUUCCAUUCCAUCAGAGGUGCAGCCAGUGACCGUCACUUCCCCUUGGCAGCCCUCAAAUGCAUGGCAGCAGCAAAGAGUUGCUGCAGACCUACCUCGUCAAGCAUCACAGAUGUCCCAGGGUGUGGCCAGAGGACAGUUCGGACAGCCACUGUCAAGCUUCAACAGCAGUCCGGCUUCCAUUCCUCCAGAGGUGCAGCCAGCGACCGUUCGACCCGCAGACGGUGCCCGCCCCACGGGGGAGGUGCAGCGGUAUGCGAGCAUGGUCGUAAGAGGUGAAAGUGACCCACCACGCUUUCGAAACUUGGGCAUUUCGUUCGACACAUCGGCAGUGGUGGAAUGUGGGCUGUUGAAUGUCGGCACUUGGCAUCUCGACUCAUCCAGCGCACAGCAGGAAAGUGGACGAGGUGCUUCCUCUUCGGACUACAACCCGGAGGGUUGUCUCUGAGGCCUGCUUCCCGAGAGUAGCUUUGGGCGCAAGAACCAGUGAAAAAAGAAAGUGUUUGUGAUAGAGGCAGCUGUAAUUCUGAGAAAUCAGUUCUAUGAAGUUCUACGACACCAGGCCUGAAGCUGUUGUCUUACAGCCACUGGAGUUGCAGAAAGCCCCACAUCCUCCUUUCUUCGGCCCCUGUAGCACUACGAAGCGGGAGUUGGAUAUGUCUGGUGCAUCGCCGCCAGGGCCACAGUCUGCCUCACUCCAGCGGACGUUCUGCGACACCUGGCCUGAAGAUGCUGUCGUCUUAGAGCCAUUUGAGUUGCAGAGAGUUCCACGCGCUGACAGCACUGCUGCCCAUACGUCAUGUGAACAGGACAACAGCACAUCAGUCAUCUGUACAAGUUCAGAGUGCAAACAUUGUGGAUAUGGCCAAAUUUUCUGAGGCCUGCGAUAUCAAACCACCCGAUGAGCUGGCAGGCACAGUUGCUUCCCAGCCAUUGGAGUACCAGACAUGUUCGAAGCACCAGACAAAUGCCAUUGUAGAUGCUAGUUUCUCGGCUAGCUGCUAAAAAGGAAAUACCAGGCGUGCUUGAAACACCAGGUGAAGCACUUGCUUGGUGACGUUACUAGUCUGCAGCACACUGCGGACGAUGAAGCACCUAACCUGUACGUUGGAAAUGCCACACAGUGCAAGUGCCACUUUUCGAAGCCAACAGUGAUCGCAGUGGCUGAGAGUGACUCAAGUUCGCAAACAGCAGCUACUUUACAUGUUCCGAGUGAAGACGACAGCAUCUUAAAAGCAGUGCCGUCUGGUGCAUUAAAUGUCCCGGAUGCAAGCUCUGCCGACCUGAAGCGGGAGUUUGACGCAUAGGUCAAAAUGAAUGCAAGUGAUGCUUUGAGCCUUAGGCAUCAGAUAUAUUAGUGCUCUAAGCAAUCAAAUAAAUAUGCCUGCUAAUCAGUAUGUGAAAUGCAGUGUUGAAAGAUGAUGUUGCAACUACUAGGAGCCACUAGCUCUUUUACCUGUGAGAAACGUGUGGUACAGCAGCAGACGCACAAGAGACAUCAGAGUGACUCUUCUCAACAGAACUGCAGCUGUGGCAUGCAACAGAUAAGACUGACAGAUGCCAAAAUGUCUAGUGGACAAUCUUUUUUAAUAAUGAAAAAGCAGUGAUAUAUUUAGUUUGUGUGUUGUUUUGUGACUACUGACAUUGGGCAGGUUUAGAACACUGUUCCCUGCUAAUAUUACUUGACCCAAAAGCUCGCAUCAACAGCCCACCUGCACCCAUUGAAGCAACGGCUCCUGGCUUAUACCAGAUGCAACUAGACUCCUGAGUUAGUCUAGAAGUUCAUUAGCAGUGAAUUAUGUAGGUUAUAAUUUAUCUCGUAUUUCAAUUACCACCUUUUUUCCCCUUGAAAAUGGCUCUAAGAGCUCGCUCAUAGGCCCAAAACUAUGCCUGAAAGGGGGAAGAUUUCGCCGUUGUCAGUCAAACAUACAGAAAUAAGUCUGCAUCCAAAGCCAA